AUGGCUGACGAUGGCAUGGUCCUCAACUUCCAACUUGGCGCCGAGCCACUCAAGCGCCAAGUAAAGUUCACUGGAGGCCGUUGGCGCGACAGGAAACGGGCAGAGAAGUCGGCACGAGGCGGAGGGCAAGGACCGACCGACGAUGUCGAGAUCCCCGAGCGAGCGCCAAAGAGACAGCGAGUCGACGACGACGCCGGCUCCUCGCGACCUUUCAAGUCAAGAUCCUUCGGAGCAAGGCCGGGCGGCGCACGCCCAGGGGAGGAGCAGAAGCAAGGUGGAGGAGGCCAUGCUGGCAAAGGUGAUCGCCAGGUCAUCUCUAGCCUGUUCUCGCACAAUCCCGCACAGAAGACUGUCUUCGAGGAGGAGCAAGAGGAAUGGAAGGCGCCGGAAGCGACGAAUGCACCUCUAUCGGAUGUGGCUAGCUUCGGCACGCUGUCAUUGGCCUCACGGCUGGUGGACGAACUGUCCAAGAUGGAGCUUCAACGACCGACCGCCAUUCAAAGCAAAGUCGUUCCACACCUUCUCGAGGGCAGCGGCGACGCCUUUGUGCAAGCGCAGACUGGCUCUGGAAAGACGUUCGCGUACCUACUCCCGAUUCUGCACCGUGUGCUUCAACUCAGCAAGCAGGGAGAUGGAAAGCAGAUCCACCGCGACUCGGGAGUUUUUGCCAUCAUCGUUGCUCCGACGCGCGAGCUGGCAAGACAGACACACACAGUUCUCGAGGCCCUCAUUCGACCGUUUCCAUGGCUCGUGUCCACCGCGAUCACGGGCGGAGAGUCCAAGAAGGCCGAGAAGGCGAGGAUACGAAAGGGCGUGAAUUUUCUCGUAGCGACACCGGGACGUCUUGCUGAUCACAUCGACAAUACGAAGGCGCUGACGCUCAGCACGGUGAGAUGGCUGAUUCUGGACGAGGGCGAUCGAUUGAUGGAUCUGGGCUUUGAAGAUGACCUCAAGACAGCGAUCAACGCAUUGAAGCGAGUGCAGGUGGAGAAGGAAACCCCCAACGGUGCAUCGUUGGAAGCCCUUCCUGAGCGAAGAGUGACAGUUCUUUGUUCGGCCACGAUGAAAAUGAAUGUCCAGAAGCUGGGCGAGAUGAGUUUGGCGGACGCAACGUUCCUGGCUGCAGAGAAGGACGACGAGCAGAUUGACAACCACGGCACGCACAAGGCUCCAGCACAGCUACACCAAAGCCAUAUCAUUGUGCCCGCCAAGUUACGACUCGUCACGUUGAUAUCGUAUCUACGAUCGGUGUUUUCUCGCCGUGGCCGCACCAUGAAGGCCAUUAUCUUCAUGGCCUGUGCCGACUCGGUUGAUUUCCACUACGAGUUGCUCAAAAUCCCCCAGAAGACAAAUAAGGACGACACCUCGAGAACGAAAGCCGCUGAAGCCAAGACCUCCAAGAAACCACAGCAGCUGGAGGACUCGGAUGAAGAGGCAGAGCAGGCGGAGAAAAUACAGGACCCAGCAAAGCCAGACCUUCCCGAGUCUGUCAAGCGUGACCAAGAGCUUCUGAGCAAGACGGUAGCCAAGGCGUCAUAUGUCACCACGCCUGCAAGCCCCCAAGUCAUUCUUCACCGCAUGCACGGUUCCUUGUCCCAGUCAACACGAACAGCGACAAUCAAGUCAUUCUCCGCCUGUAAAGAGCCGUCAGUUCUCAUCACCACUGAUGUGUCUUCUCGUGGUCUGGAUAUCCCCUCCGUCGACUUGGUUAUCGAGUAUGAUCCAGCCUUUAGCUUCGCAGACCACAUUCACCGUGUUGGACGUACAGCUCGUGCAGGACGACCUGGUGAUGCUGUCAUCUUCCUCCAGCCCGGCACGGAGGAGGGCUACAUUGACCUCCUCAAGACGUCAGGAGCAAUCACAAAUCAACCUUUUGAGACGGUCUUGGAAAAGGGAAACCUGGCAAAGAUCAACUAUCCUGUCCAGACAUCGGCAGCACCGCCAGGCGUGGCCACCGAUCACAAGCCCCCUGAUAAGCUGCAGCUGCACCUCGAACAGCGCAUCCUCAACGAUCCGAAACAGCUGGAUCUUGCCCGCAACGGGUUUAAGUCGCACAUACGCGCGUACGCCACUCAUACAAAGGAGGAGCGACAAUUCUUCGACAUUACCGAACUACACCUUGGUCACACGGCCAAGAGCUUUGGCUUACGAGAGCCACCCAGUGGUAUCGGCGCCGGCCUCGACAAGAAAGCAAAAAGGAACCACAAGGGCGGCAAAGAUGCCAAGGGUGGGAACAGCAGCAAAGGGGGCGCCUCCAAGGGCGAAUUUGACGAGAAUACCGGCAUGGACGAGAAGGCUUCUCAUGAUCUUUUCAAGAAGAAGAGCAGAAUGCUCAUGAGUGCGGGUGCAAGCGAGUUUAACAUUGGAUAG
Molecule: messenger RNA, 2370 nt
Organism: Emericellopsis cladophorae
Lineage: Eukaryota; Fungi; Ascomycota; Sordariomycetes; Hypocreales; Bionectriaceae
Product: ATP-dependent RNA helicase-like protein
Exons: 1
Coding region: 1-2370 (789 amino acids)
Biological process (GO): ribosome biogenesis
Cellular component (GO): nucleus
Molecular function (GO): nucleic acid binding; ATP binding
Source: RefSeq, a predicted model, not a curated record